Teleopsis dalmanni is the source of this 2067-nucleotide messenger RNA. RefSeq names its product zinc finger protein 331-like. The transcript is spliced from 5 exons. Lineage: Eukaryota; Metazoa; Arthropoda; Insecta; Diptera; Diopsidae. Bases 76 to 1767 code for a protein of 563 amino acids. Gene Ontology annotation, molecular function: zinc ion binding. Gene Ontology annotation, cellular component: nucleus. The record is from RefSeq and is a predicted model, not a curated record.
UUCAAUUUGUUGUGUUUUGCAAACCACAGUUCAAUGUUUAGAAAUUAACAAAUAUUAUAAAAUUAUUAAAAAACAAUGAACGAAAAUGAAGAUCCAUUUGGCAUGAUAUGUCGAGCGUGUAUGAGUAAAGAUCAAAUAUUUCAUUCAAUUUUAGAAAGUGUAGAUGGUAACAAAUUGCGGAUUUUUGAGAUGCUUGGAACGACGACACCCCAAAUAUUUAUUCAGAUUAAUGCUGCAGAUAAACUACCAAAGAUUAUUUGUAACACGUGUUUAAAUAAACUAAAUAUAACAUAUAAUUUUCAACAAAUGGUGAUAACUUCGGAGAAGCGUAUGCGAUCUCUGCUUUAUGUCGAGCCGAAUGCAGGCUUACAAAAAAUGCAUUCAUUGGAAGACCCUCUAGUUGAAAAAGAAUUAUUUCACGUAUCAAACAAUUCACUAAAGCAGGGAAUUAUAAGCGAAGAUAAUUAUUUCGAGUUCUCAAAUUUCAUUAAAAAGGAGGAAGUGUCAGAAGGAAGUCAUGAUUUAACAAAUUUCGUAUCUGAAUGGACUCACCAAAGUGAAGAACAUGAACAAAAUAUAUUAAAAGUUGACAAACCAAAUAAACCUCAAAGCACGGAAAUUUGGAGCGCACUACCUGAUGAGGAGUACAGCGAAGAAAUUGAAAAACCUGAUGAACGUAAUAGACGUAACGCACAACAUCCUUGCUUAGAAUGUGGUAAGAUUUUCGACCGUCCAUAUCGCGUUAGGCGUCAUAUGGCAGUUCAUUCAAAGGAACGUCAAUUCGAGUGUAAAAUAUGCAAAUAUCGAUUUUCAAAAGAAAUUCAAUUAACAGCGCAUAUUAUAUCACACAGCGAUAAUUUGGAAUCAAGAAAACGUAGAUCGCCGGAAGGAUAUAAGUGUCAAGAUUGUCCACGCCGAUUUGAAAAACAUGAAUCACUUUCGGCCCACCGGCAAUGUCAUAAGAAGAUCGAAGAAACUGAUAAAAUGUUUCAAUGUGAUGUAUGUCAGGAAAGAUUUGAAAAGUUAUCACUCCUUACCAAUCAUAUGCAAAAGCACCCAGAUUGUCCUAAGUAUAAGUGCCACAUAUGUGAUAAAAUUUUCUAUGUGAACGCAUUGCAUAUUGAACAUCUAAAUAAACAUGGAAUUCAAAAAAAACAUGUUUGUGUUUACUGUAAUAAAGCUUUCCUCCAAAAUAGUACACUUAAAGAACAUAUAAGAGUACAUACUGGUGAAAAACCUUAUUUAUGCCCUCAAUGCGGAAAAGCUUUUCAAAACGGUAGUAAUCUGCGUCAACACUUACUAAGACACUCUAAUGAAAAAAAGUAUCAAUGUCCAGAAUGUCCUAGUAAAUUUGCGUGCCAAUCAGAUAGAAUAAAACACAUGUCUAUGCACCGAAAUAUCAAACCUCAUAAAUGUGAUAUAUGUGGCUCAAGUUUUACUCGAUCUUACACUCUUGCAAAACAUAAGCGCAUACAUUCUGGAGAGCGACCGCACAAAUGUGAUCAAUGUAGUAUGACAUUUGUGUUUAUUGAUCACAUGAGACGACACAUGCGAACUCAUACCGGCGAAAAGCCCUACAAGUGCAAAUUUUGUGAUCGUGCUUAUGCUGAAAGUGGAGAUUUAAACAAACACAUGAGAACACAUGUAGGUGAAAAAACUUAUAUGUGCAACCAGUGUCCAGAAGCGUUUAAGUACCAAGCAGAAUUACGAGAGCACCAAAUAAGUCACUAUAAAGAGAAACAAAUAAAUUCUGAAAUUUCCAUGUAAUCAAUUAAGAACGGAACUUUUUAAUAUAUUCGAAAGUUUUUAUUGUUGUUUAUUGUCAUAUAUGUUUUUUGCUUAUAUUAGAUAUUACCAAGGAUUGAUAGUCGCUGUGUGGGAGUUGUAUAUUAAUUGCCACACCUGACACAAAAGCCUGCGCCAUGUUUUUAAAAAUGAGUUCCUUAUAGUUUUACUAAUAGAGCCCAUAAUCUAUUAAACCAUAUAUGAUAUCAAUCAGCAACGUCUUCGUUGAGGUUAUUAUGUAAAGAUGUAAUUAAGGAAGGAAUUGAAAAUAAGAUUUUAUAG